This is a messenger RNA of Theileria parva strain Muguga, 444 nucleotides long. RefSeq names its product ribosomal protein S10 (gene rps20). Gene Ontology annotation, cellular component: cytosolic small ribosomal subunit; ribosome. NCBI's taxonomy places the organism in Eukaryota, Apicomplexa, Aconoidasida, Piroplasmida, Theileriidae. Gene Ontology annotation, molecular function: structural constituent of ribosome. The transcript is spliced from 3 exons. The record is from RefSeq and is a predicted model, not a curated record. Bases 94 to 444 code for a protein of 116 amino acids. Gene Ontology annotation, biological process: translation.
AUUUUUCUUAAUUUAGCCAAGACAGUAAACUAUUAUAAUUUAGUUUUAAUCUUUUAGUUAUCUAUUACGAUUUAUUAUUGGUUGAACUUAAAAAUGGAUAAGGACUCUAAAGUUCCAGGCGAAUAUGAUGAAGAUAAUCGCAUCCAUAAAAUCCGACUUACCUUAGUGUCUAGAGAUCUGAAAUCAAUUGAAAAAGCUUGUCGUGAUAUAAUUACUGGUGCUAAGGAGAAGAAUUUAAGAGUUAUUGGACCAGUUAGGAUGCCCGUCAGAAAACUCAAACUAACGACCAGAAAAUCACCUUGCGGAGAAGGAACUAAUACAUGGGAUCGUUUUGAGAUGAGGAUUUACAAGCGUCUGAUUGAUCUUCAUUCUUCCAGUGCUGUUGUUAGGAAAAUUACUUCAAUUCCACUCGAUCCCGGUGUUGAAGUCGAAGUCUCCAUCUAA